Molecule: messenger RNA, 819 nt
Organism: Fusarium pseudograminearum CS3096
Lineage: Eukaryota; Fungi; Ascomycota; Sordariomycetes; Hypocreales; Nectriaceae
Exons: 1
Coding region: 1-819 (272 amino acids)
Source: RefSeq, a predicted model, not a curated record
AUGUCCCGAGUUUGGUUCGUCACUGGCUCCUCCCGCGGCGUUGGCCGUGCAUUGGUCGAGCAGAUUCUCGCUGCUGGAGACAUGGUCGUGGCAACUGCCCGCGAUCCCUCACAGCUCGAUGACCUGGUCACCAAAUAUGGAUCCAGCAAGAUCCUCGCGGCAGCUCUAGAUGUUGCAAAUGCCCAGCAAGCCAGCGAAACAGUCAGAGAGGCGGUCGACAAGUUUGGCCGCAUCGAUGUGGUCGUCAACAAUGCAGGCUACGCCGAGAUGUCUUCUGUCGAGGACACAUCCUUUGAAUCAUUCCAUUCCCAAGUCAAUGUCAACUUUUUCGGUGUCGUCAAUGUGACAAAAGCCGUGUUGCCUAUUAUGCGCCAACAAAAGUCUGGUCACAUCAUCCAAGUCUCGACCAUCGGUGACCGAGUUGGCUCGCCUGGAAUAGUCGCCUACCAAAGUGCCAAAUGGGCCGUCGCUGGGUUCUCGACUGGUCUAUCCCGAGAAGUUGCUCCUUUCGGCAUCAAAGUCACUGUCGCCGAGCCCGGCGGUAUCAAGACUGACUGGGCCGAUACUGCUACCAGCGCUGCCACAAUCAGUGAGCCUUACCAGCAAACUGUGGGUCAGAUGAUCAAGUUUAGAGAAGACAAGUCGACUUGGUCCGAAGGGUCAGAGAUCGCGAAAGCUAUCAAGCAUCUUUCCGAGGUUGAAGAUCCACCAUUGAGGAUUGUUCUGGGUCCUAGUGCGAUACCUUAUGCUCAGAUGGCGGCCAAGGCUCUUGCUGAGUCUGACGAAAAGUGGUUGCAAGUUUCCAAGUUGGAGAUUUAA